Molecule: messenger RNA, 935 nt
Organism: Perca fluviatilis (European perch)
Lineage: Eukaryota; Metazoa; Chordata; Actinopteri; Perciformes; Percidae
Product: DELTA-actitoxin-Aas1a-like
Exons: 3
Biological process (GO): cytolysis in another organism; pore complex assembly; monoatomic cation transport
Cellular component (GO): pore complex
Molecular function (GO): channel activity
Source: RefSeq, a predicted model, not a curated record
CACUUCCUGCCUGAACAACAUGCCCCCUUAUCGAGCUGCAGUUUCAACCACAACUGGACUGUUAGAAGCAUCCAAACAGACUAUCAUCUCAUCGCUGCUGUUGAAGACAUCAUGGCGAGUAAAGCUGUACACGAGUGCACUAUUGAGAUUGAGAAUAAGUGCUCUGAGUUCACCCUGUGUAACCCUCAGGUGUACACUAAAAGUGGUUUCUGUAAGAGUCCUCUGCCACCAACACUUGGCCCGUCUGAAUCCGGCAAAGCUCAGUUCAACAAGACUUUUUUCUCGACAAGUGGAGCUGUUGGAGUCUUCACUUACGAUCUCCAGAAUAAGACCAGUGACGAAUGCCUUGAAAAAGUGGCUGUCAUGUUCUCUGCCCCUUAUGGCUUCAACAUGUACUCAAACAAGUAUGCAGUGGGAGUCUUUGACAAUGAUAAAAAGUGUGAUCGCAGACUUUUUUAUGAGAUGUGUUACAUCAAGCACCCACAGCCAGGGUUUGUCAGAGGUAAAGCUAAAGACUCACAAAGUCUGACUCACAAAGGUGAACGUGUUACCAUCCGAGCCACCAUGUCAGACGGUUACAUAUCUGUUGUCAAGGUACAGGUGUGCAUCAAAUGAAAUAUGAAGCAUCACGGAAAACCGAGAGCUUGGUGACCGUGACGAGAUUAACAUCACUUACUAUACCUUUAAACCAUGUAAACCUAUUCUGGUUUAACCUAUAAAUACAAUUAUGAAUCUUAAAAAGGAGCAUAAUAAAAGGUCUUUAACUCAAAAGAUUAAUCAACUUUCAUUUUAUAAUGUCACGUUUAUUUCUCGACAUUAGUUUAUCUUUAUAUAUCUGAAUCUGUGUAUGAACUGUUGUCUCUGUCUGGUUACAAUGUUUUUAUUAAUUUAAUAACAUGUGUGUAUCCUUCAUAUAAUCACUCGGGUCUGAAAAU